Messenger RNA from Zygotorulaspora mrakii, 306 nucleotides. RefSeq names its product F1F0 ATP synthase subunit f (gene ATP17). The transcript has a single exon. The record is from RefSeq and is a predicted model, not a curated record. The coding region runs from base 1 to 306 and encodes 101 amino acids. Gene Ontology annotation, biological process: proton motive force-driven ATP synthesis. Lineage: Eukaryota; Fungi; Ascomycota; Saccharomycetes; Saccharomycetales; Saccharomycetaceae.
AUGCUUGUUAAACGCGCGUUAUCCACUUUGAUCCCCCCAAAGGUUGCUUCCACUAAGAAUAUUGGUUCAGCCCCAAACGCCAAGCGUAUUGCUAAUGUCGUUCAAUUUUACAAGUCUCUACCACAAGGGCCAGCUGCGCAGAUAAAGCCAUCUGGCGUGAUUGGCAGAUAUAAGGCUAAAUACUUUGAUGGUAACAAUGCCUCCGGUAAACCAUUGUGGCAUUUGGCCGUUAGCAUUUUGUUAAUGGGUUACUCCUUGGAAUACUACUUCCAUCUAAGACACCAUAAGGAUGGCGCUGCGCACUGA